Messenger RNA from Meloidogyne enterolobii, 270 nucleotides. The record is from the annotation of a GenBank genome assembly. Lineage: Eukaryota; Metazoa; Nematoda; Chromadorea; Rhabditida; Meloidogynidae.
AUGUCGACUUCUGUAAAACACAGGGAUUUUGUUGCAGAACCAAUGGGUGACAAGGAAGUGACAACGGUUGCUGGUAUUGGGCCAGUUUAUGGCAAAAAAUUGGAAGAAAAGGGCUUUGAUAAGGCCUAUAUUUUGUUUGGUCAAUUUUUGUUAUUAAGGAAGGACAAAGAUUUGUUUGUGGAAUGGUUAAAAGAGGAAGUUGGUGCUAGCCAACAUCACGCAACAGCUUGUUUCAACUGUCUAGAUGAAUGGGCAGGGCAACAUAUUUGA